AUGGCAUUGCUAUUCGCAAGUACCGAAAUGAGUCUUGCAGCUCGUUACCUCUUGGAUACAUCAGCUGCUCCACCCCCAGCGUUGACACUCCCUACAAUCCCAUCUCUGCCUAAGGUGACCUUGCCUCCACUGCCCUCUAUGCCAACGCUGCCUAAAGCCACAUUGCCACCAUUGCCUAGCACGCCAUUGCCUACAUUGCCGACUCAGCCUACCCUUCCAAAGCCCACAUUGCCACCAUUGCCCACAAACCCAUUGCCAACUCAACCAACUCUUCCAAAGUCCACAUUGCCGCCGCUCCCAAGCACCCAACUCCCAACACUGCCAACAAUGCCUACCGUCCCCAGGGUUGCACUACCUCCGUUGCCCACCAUUCCAACCACAAUUCCUUCAAUCCCCUCCACCAUUCCCACAACAAUCCCAACAAUUCCUUUCCUCUCCCCACCACCAUCAAACUAA
Carya illinoinensis is the source of this 456-nucleotide messenger RNA. Its product is annotated as protein PELPK1-like. The transcript has a single exon. Lineage: Eukaryota; Viridiplantae; Streptophyta; Magnoliopsida; Fagales; Juglandaceae. Bases 1 to 456 code for a protein of 151 amino acids. The record is from RefSeq and is a predicted model, not a curated record.